UCUGUCCCUCUUCCGUGCCAGCGUAUCCUCAAUCUUCUACAGCUGCUGCAGGCAGACUCAUCAUGUGGACCCUUGCAGCCCUCCUGCUUCUAGCUCCAAGCAGUGGGCAAGCUGCUACUCUGGAGAAGCCCGUAUUGUCUCUACAGCCACCUUGGACUACAAUCUUCAAGGGCGAGAGAGUAACGCUGCGCUGUGAUGGAUACCACCCUCUUCUGCUCGAGCUCCGACCCAUUAGCACUCUCUGGUAUUUGGGCCAUGUCCUCCUGCCUUCCCACCAGAAGAGCAUUGAGGUACAGACACCAGGGGUGUAUCGAUGUCAAACACGGGGAGCACCCGUCAGUGACCCCAUCCACCUCUCUGUGUCUAAUGACUGGCUAAUUCUGCAAGUACCUUACGCUGCUGUGUUCGAGGGAGAACCCCUGGUGAUGCGCUGCCGUGGCUGGUACGACAAAAUCGUCUACAAACUUCACUACUACCACGAUGGCCAGGCCGUGAGAUACUUCCAUUCUAGUACCAACUACACGGUGUUACAGGCACGAGCUAGUGACAGCGGUCACUACCAGUGCUCAGGCACCAUGCGCAUCCCAGUGGAGAGUGCGCCCAUGUUCUCCUCCAAGGUGGCUGUCACUGUGCAAGAACUGUUCCAAACACCCGUACUCAGGACGCUGAGCCCGCAGGAGGCCCGCGGUCGCGUGGUACUGCGCUGCGAGACGCGCCUGCACCCGCAGAAGCGGGACACGCCACUGCAGUUUGCUUUUUACAAGUACAGCCGGCCAGUCCGCCGCUUCGACUGGGGCGCCGAGUACGUGGUUCCUGAGCCCGAGGUCGAGGAGCUCGAAUCGUACUGGUGCGAGGCCGCCACCACUACUCGAAGUGUCCGAAAACGCAGCCCCUGGCUGCAGCUCCCCGGAAGGGGCGCUGCCCUGGAUCUGGCGUCUACCACUGCUCCGGUCCCGGCUGCAGCCUUAGCCCCCGGGGAUAAGCCGCUUUCCUUCCGGAAGACCCCGGUGUCCAGAUCUGUCCCCUCAGUCACUUCCUACCCGAAUAGCACCUUUGCGGGUCUGCCAUUGGCUGCGGGCCACGUCCCCACUGCCGGGCCACAUGUCUGCGCACCUCUGUCCACGUCGGUGGAACAGUCCCGCGAAACUCUGCAGCCCAAGGUGGACCUCCUGCUUCGUGAGAUGCAGCUACUCAAAGGCCUUCUGAGCCGCGUGGUUUUGGGAUUAAAGGACCCACAGGCCCUCCGCGAUCUUACAGAGACCCCCAAGACACCCAGUUCUCACGUUUCUGUGAGCCCCGGAACCCCAGAGACCACUGUCACGGAGGGUAGGGUGGGCAGCUAG
Chionomys nivalis (European snow vole) is the source of this 1343-nucleotide messenger RNA. It is a transcript of the gene Fcrlb, whose product is annotated as Fc receptor like B. Gene Ontology annotation, molecular function: transmembrane signaling receptor activity. The record is from RefSeq and is a predicted model, not a curated record. NCBI's taxonomy places the organism in Eukaryota, Metazoa, Chordata, Mammalia, Rodentia, Cricetidae. The coding region runs from base 63 to 1343 and encodes 426 amino acids. The transcript has 6 exons. Gene Ontology annotation, biological process: cell surface receptor signaling pathway; negative regulation of immune response.